AUACACACACACACACACACACACACACACACUCUGUCUCUCUCUCUCUCUCUCUCUCUCACACACACACACCCACAGUCCAAACCCCCAGAAAAGCCCUGCUGAAUCCUCACACCGUCUGUCAGCAUGGGGAGCGCUUGUUUUUCCCGGGACGUUUGUUUGUUUAUCCUCCUCAUAAAUACUUGCAGGGUGAUGGGGGAUGUCGGACCCGCAGCAGAUGCAGAUGAGUGCGCCGAGGGUUCGGACGACUGCCACAUCGACGCCCUGUGCCAGAACACGCCCAAGUCCUACAACUGCAUCUGCAAGCCGGGAUACAAAGGAGAUGGCAAGCAGUGUGAGGACAUGGACGAGUGUGAGAACGACUACAACGGAGGAUGUGUCCAUGAAUGCAUCAACAUACCUGGAAACUACAGGUGCACCUGCUACGAUGGAUUCAUGCUGGCCCACGACGGACACAACUGUCUCGACGUGGACGAGUGUGUGGACAACAAUGGCGGAUGCCAGCAGGUGUGCGUCAACACCAUGGGCAGCUACGAGUGUCAGUGCACGGACGGCUUCUUCCUCAGCGACAACCAGCACACGUGCAUCCACCGCUCUGACGACGGGAUGAACUGCAUGAACAAGGACCACGGCUGUGCCCACAUCUGCAGAGAGGCUCCUGGCAAAGGUGGAGUGUCGUGCGAGUGCCGUCCUGGGUUUGAGCUCAACAAAAACCAGAAAGACUGUACAUUGACAUGUAACUAUGGAAACGGCGGUUGCCAGCACACGUGUGAUGACACGGACACAGGGCCAGUGUGUGGCUGCCACCAGAAGUACGCCCUGCACUCAGACAGCAAGACCUGCAUCGAGAAAGAUGAGGCUGCAAUUGAGAGCUCUGAGUUCAAUGCCACGUCAGUAGCUGAUGUGGACAAGCGGGUGAAACGGCGGCUACUUAUGGAGACGUGCGCCGUGAACAACGGUGGCUGCGACAGGACGUGUAAGGACACGGCCACAGGGGUGCGCUGCAGCUGCCCCGUGGGAUUCACCCUGCAGCCCGACGGCAAAACCUGCAAAGACAUCGACGAGUGCCAGGAGAACAACGGAGGCUGCGAUCACUUCUGCAGGAACACCGUGGGCUCCUUCGAGUGCAGCUGUCAGAAAGGGCACAAACUGCUCACGGACGAGCGCUCAUGCCAAGACAUCGACGAGUGCUCCUUCGAGAGAACCUGCGAUCACACCUGCAUCAACUACCCCGGCAGCUUCGAGUGUCUCUGCCAGAAGGGCUACAUCCUGUACGGCCUCACUCACUGCGGAGACAUCGACGAGUGUAGCAUCAGUAACGGCAGCUGUGAGUACGGCUGCAUCAACACACAGGGCGGCUACGAGUGUGUGUGUCCGCCCGGACAGAAGCUCCACUGGAACAAGAAGGACUGCAUCGAGGCGGUGAAGUGUCUGCCCAAUGGGAAGCCAGCGCCCCGAGCCCAGCUGACCUGCGCCAAGAGUGGGGGGGCAGAGGUGUGCUCGCUCUCCUGCCCCUCCAACGCCCUCUUCCUCGCAGACUCGGAGAACAGCUACACACUGAGCUGCGGCGUGCCCGUCCAGCCGGGUAAAGCUCCUCAGAAGAGGAACGUCACCGCUGCCUUACCAACCUGUGCAGACACUCUGGCCCCGCCCAUCAAACAGAAGGCGAGGUUUAAGAUCAAAGACGCCAAGUGUCACCUGAGACCCCGAAACAAGGAGAAGCACAGAGACACAUCCCGACAGAACAUGCAAGGAGGCCAGUUCCCCUGCACCGACGACUGCCAGGUCACUUUUGUCAACCUCAAGUGCGACUCGUCAAAGAAGCGCAGACGAGGACGCAAAUCCCCUACCAAAGAAGUUUCCCACAUCACCGCCGAGUUUGAGAUGGAGAUGAAGGAGGAGGAAGCAUCAGACUCGUGCAACGUGGACUGUGUGCGGGAGAGGAUGAAGCAGAAGCUGCAGAGCGCCAUGCGGACGCUCAGGAAGUCCAUCAACAAGCAGCAGUUCUACAUCCAGUUCUCCGGGACCGAGUACGAGGUGGCUCAGAAACCGUCCAGGGUCCCCGAAGGUGCCGAGGCCUGCAGCACGGGACAAGUCCUCCGAGACGGAAAGUGUGUGAGCUGUGGUGUGGGGACGUUCUACAGCGGGGAGCAGGAGCAGUGUGUGCAGUGCCCCCCCGGGACGUACCAGGACACCUCGGGUCAGCUGUCCUGUGAGCCGUGUCCCAGCACUGAAGGACAAGGCAUCGCUGGAGCUAAGAACGUGUCUCAGUGCGGAGGUCAGUGUCCAGCAGGUCAUUACUCCGCUGACGGCUUCCGCCCGUGUCAGACGUGUCCUCUGGGCACGUACCAGCCGGAGCCGGGCCGCGUCCUCUGCUUCUCCUGUGGAGGAGGUCUGAUGACCAAGUAUGAAGGAUCAGUCUCCUUCAGGGACUGUGAGGCCAAAGUGCACUGCGCUCCGGGACAUUACUACAACUCCAGCACCCACCGCUGCAUCCGCUGCCCCGCUGGAACCUACCAGUCUGACUUUGGUCAGAAUUACUGCAUCACCUGCCCGGGGAACACCACCACAGACUUUGACGGCGCAACCAACGUCUCCCACUGCAAAAACCAGCUGUGUGGAGGUGAGCUGGGUGAGUACACAGGUUACAUCGAGUCUCCCAACUAUCCUGGAGAUUACCCGUCCAACGUGGACUGUGUCUGGACCAUCAACCCCCCACACAAGAGGCGGAUUCUCAUCGUGGUUCCAGAGAUCUUCCUCCCCAUCGAGGAUGAGUGUGGAGACGUGCUGGUCAUGAGGAAAAGUGCCCUUUCCACCUCCAUCACCACCUAUGAGACGUGUCAGACGUACGAGCGGCCCAUCGCCUUCACCUCUCGGUCUCGCAAACUCUGGAUUCAGUUCAAGUCCAACGAGGGCAACAGCGGCAAAGGAUUCCAAGUUCCUUAUGUGACCUACGAUGAGGACUACCAGCAGCUGAUAGAGGACAUAGUGAGAGACGGCAGACUCUACGCCUCAGAGAACCACCAAGAGAUACUGAAGGACAAGAAGCUAAUAAAAGCCCUAUUCGACGUGUUGGCCCAUCCCCAGAACUACUUCAGGUACACGGCACAGGAGUCCAAAGAGAUGUUCCCUCGGUCCUUCAUCAAACUGCUGCGCUCCAAAGUCACCAGGUUCCUACGGCCGUACAAAUAGGAGGCGGGGCCUCUCCAAUCUCCUGUUAAAGGAAUCCCCAUCAUCCUGCGUCAUUCCAAAUCCGGCAACCUAAAUGUAACCCCCUCCCCUGCCCCGUGUACAUCCCCUUCUGCCUAGGUCGAUACAUUGACGUUCCUGUUCUGUGACUAAUCAUCUUCUUCUGUCACAUGUUGCCUUUCCCCCAUCUUUAACUUGUAAUACGUCAUUAACCAACAACCCUCCCCCAGUGAGUGCAGAUUUAAGGAUAAGGUUUGACCGAUUAGAGUCUUUGAAAAUUUGUGCUGUGUCGCAAAGAAAACCGCAGACAUCAUCAUUUUUGUGUGUAUAUAUUGCUCCUUUAAAUUUGACCAGUUAAAACCAAAUGUGUACGACAUUCAAGAGUUUUGCCUCAGUACUAAGGAACAUUUAGAAACCCUGUAGGUUAGCCUGUUUGCUACAUAAGCAAGAGGGCAAUGUCUGGCAAUAUACUGAAUUAAGUAUGUAAGACUUCAAAACAAUGGUUUUAAUGGGUUUGUGGUUGCCGUCGUAACUUUAAGCCACACGGGAGCCACAUAUUUAGUCCUCACAACGUGGAAUAUUUUUUAAACUGUUUAAAAACAGUUUUUAAAGUCUAUUAUCGGGCGUCCAAGAGUUGUUUAAAAUUUCCAAAAGUGCAUUUAUUAGCUCUCAUGCCAAGAAGGAGAAUUGAGCACGCUCAUGUUAAAGGUUGCCCAUACUGAUGCUUUCGUCUGUAGGUGUGAAUGUGAAUGUGGCUGGUUGUCUGUCUCUAUAUGUCAGCUCUGUGAUUGACUGGCGACCAGUCCAGGGUAACCCCACCUCUCGCCCAAUGACAGCUGGGAUUAAUCGGCCACCCCAAAAGGGAAAAGCGGAAUAGAUAAUGGAUGGAUCUAAGUCCAUUAUUUAGUAAAAAAGUCCAGUAUCAACAAACCAGUGUAUCGGUCAAACCUUAUUUCUGAACUCCAUCUUCUCAUCUCCAAGCCUUUCUCAAAUUUCUGCACCUUCUUUAACAAACUUGUUUCUCCUUCAACCUGCUUUUUUUUCUGUGUUGUUUUCUUUUUUGUAAUAUUUAUACUGAUCAUGCCAGAACUUGCAGAGGCCCUCGUCGCAGACGUUUUCUAAACGUCGACGUACAAAUAUGUAAGAUUUGUGUGUCUGUGUGGGCAUGCAGGAUGUGUCAGGAUGUGUCGGCCCACACAGUGUACAAGGAUGUGAAUUUGAUUUUUUUUUUCUUUUUAUUGGCCCCGAUGUGCACGAGACAAAGAUGAGGGAACAGUUGGUGCACUUAAACACACAUUUUAAAAAUGAUUUGAAAGAAAUGUUCAAAUGUGGACGGGUGGGCUUUAUCCCUCGGAGCACAGGGGAAGAUUAAAGGGGGUGAAUCACAAAGUCUAUAUUGUAAUUUUUUUUAAAUAAUAAAAAAAAAAGAUAUAUAACAAGAUGAGAUAAACUACCUGCAAGUAAGAGAUUGUUACUUUAGAGAGAAAUGUAUGUGAUGUAACUAAUAUUUGGAACUUUAAUUGCACUUGAAUUUUAUAUUUUAAACUGUAGGAAAAAGGUUACGUACUUGUUUCUUUUUGUUUUGUGUUGUUUUGAAAUGUGCCACAUGAAAGACAAGCUGCGUCUCCUGUUGUCGCUCCCACUCUGUUGCUCGCAGUUAACCCCUAAAAAUCUCUCACUUCUGGCAACUUGCGCACACAGAGGAGUGAAAGAGACGGACAGAGACAGUGUGAGCAUCACAUCUCUCAACUACCCCCCCCCCCCCCCCUCCCCUCCAAUCCACCACCACUACAGUGUGUCUGUGUUUCACUGCCCAGCCCUGCUUCAUCCCUCGAACAUAGCUGCCAGAGAGAGGAAGCGUCACCAUAAAGGCUUCUUGUAUGAUGGCAUUAUACAAACAUUACAUACUACUACAGCAUAUUAAAACCUACUCAAGAUAUAAGCAUUCACUAAGAUGCAACCUCUUUCCAUUUAUCAGGAAGUGUAGUGUGCACACUAUGCUGUUCCUUUAUAACCCAACUAAAUGUUUCUGUGUCAUCCCCAGUGGUACUAAUAUGUCUAAGAAAUCCUUUACCGUAUUGAAGAUGGACUCGAAGUCUGCACAACUCAAGUGGAGUGUAAACCAUGUACGAUGUUAGACAUGUACAAUGUGAGAUGUACGAUGUUAGACAUGUACGAUGUUAGGCAUGUACAAUGUUUAACAUGUACGAUGUUAGGCAUGUGCGAUGUUUGACGUGUACGAUGUCAGACAUGUACAAUGUUUAACAUGCACGAUGUAAGAUGUACGAUGUUAGACAUGUACGAUGUGAGCUGUAAGAUGUUAGACAUGUACGAUGUGAGAUGUACAAUGUACGACAUGUACGAUUUUUAACAUGUACGAUGUGAGACAUCUACGAUGUUUAACAUGUACGAUGUGAGCUGUAAGAUGUUAGACAUGUACGAUGUGAGACAUCUACGAUGUUUAACAUGUACGAUGUAAGAUGUACGAUGUUUAACAUGUGCGAUGUCAGACAUCUACGAUGUUUAACAUGUACGAUGUAAGAUGUACGAUGUUUAACAUGUGCGAUGUCAGACAUCUACGAUGUUUAACAUGUACGAUGUGAGAUGUACAAUGUGAGGCAUCUACGAUGUUUAACAUGUACGAUGUGAGAUGUACAAUGUAGGACAUGUACGAUGUUUAACAUGUACGAUUUGAGAUGUACGGUGUAAGACAUGUACGAUGUAAAAAAGUAUGGUGUGCGUGGCGUGUUGGUCUGGAGGUGAAUGUAGUGGCAGGGACACAGUCAGAAUGAGAGGCCUCUCCUAUCUGAGUGUCUGGGUCUGUAGCACUUGCUGCUUCAUGUGUGUGGUGUCGUUAAAAAGAGGCAAGCUUCCCCCGUCAGAUAAGUUCCCCUUAUUGGUGUCAAAAUUCCUGUCAGAAGUGCCGGUGUCAAAAAGAGGAAACGUUCGGUCUUAGUGCCGAGCACGAGGAACAUGAGGAGGCUUCAGUGCGUGUUCAGAGCUCAUCUCAACACAUCGAUUAGAGGUUAAAGGACCAGACCGCAGGCUUUGCAAGUUUGAGCCCCUUGACUACAGAUCAUGUUGCCUUUUGUGACCUUACAGUACAAACACAUAUUGGCAUUAUUUAGGUGAAUGUGCCAGUUAUCUGACUUCUUGAGAGUUAUAGACUUCUAUAGAUAUAUAGCGCAGGCAAUCAGAUGGUUAGCUUAGCAUAGCAUGAAGACCAAGUACAGUACUGGCUCUGUCCGGAAAAGAAAAUCUGCUUUCAGAAGCUUACUACAAACACAUUAGCUGGACGGCAGGUGAGGAUCAAUAAUAAUGGUAAAAAAAAAAGGCAUGAAUUAGCAUUAGCAUACAUUUUCACAGAUAGUUGGUAGCCUAGUGGUUAGUGUGCGUGCCCCAGAUAUGGAGGCCAUAGUCCUCCUAGCGUUAAAAAAAUGUGUGCACAUUUGCGGUCAUGCAGAACUUUUGUAAUGAAGAGGCUGAAACAUGCAAAACCAAAAUAUGGUCCCACUGAGCUAGUCAUGGUUAGCUUCUUCUCCUGAAAUACCAUAUGAGAAAAAAUGUUAAAAUGUCCAACAACAAGAUGGGAAAUACCUUCUUUUUUUUUUUUUAGUUUUUCUUUUUUUUUGAUUGAUUGAUUGGCUGAUAAUCCCCCCUUUAACUCGACGUUCUUACAAUCAGCCCAAAAAGCAGUGACUUCACUGGACGCUGGUUCAUAACGGGCCUCGCCGACAAGCUGCCACACACACACACGUAAUGGUACGGCCCGCUGAGGAGGGUCCGAUAUGUUCGAUAUGAGAGACGGAAAAAGUGAUAUGAAAUGCUCUAAAAUUUAUAAUUGACUGUUUUUAUUUUCCUGAGAAUGUAUUCUAUUGUGAAAGGGUGUGUGUAUGAGGCUGGAUGUGUGUGCAGUAAGUGUGUGUGUUUCUGUGUGUGUGUGUGUGUGUGUGUGUGUGUGUGUGUGUGUGAGGUUUUGUGCCGGGUGCCUGUGAUGGAGAACAAGACUGUGUGUGUGUGUGUGUGUGUGCUUGUACUUUAGUCCAAUUUGUAGAGGAAUAAUUUUAACGUUUGUGUUAGUCGGUUGUACCCAAAGAGAGAAAGUGUAACGCAGUGUUGUGCCAUUGUUUGGUCCAUGAAAACUCCAGUACUGAACAGAUUCAAUAAAACAGUAGCAGAAAACA
This is a messenger RNA of Labrus mixtus (cuckoo wrasse), 7373 nucleotides long. RefSeq names its product signal peptide, CUB domain, EGF-like 1 (gene scube1). Gene Ontology annotation, cellular component: cell surface. Gene Ontology annotation, molecular function: calcium ion binding. NCBI's taxonomy places the organism in Eukaryota, Metazoa, Chordata, Actinopteri, Labriformes, Labridae. The transcript is spliced from 23 exons. The record is from RefSeq and is a predicted model, not a curated record. The coding region runs from base 127 to 3192 and encodes 1021 amino acids. Gene Ontology annotation, biological process: signal transduction.